GUCAAAUGGAGCCUGUAGAGCUGGACAAGGAGUCCCUAUGGCUGUAUAGGCCUACUGGUGCUCUCAUGUAGUGCUCCAUAUAAGGCAUAUAGUGGAACAGGCCAUAGUUUUGUUUCUUGAGAAACUGGGAGGUACAAUAUGCACACAUAGAUUUCUUUGGAUGCCACCUUAUUCAUACAUUUUAGAUACAUAAUAUAGCUGUGCGCAUGGGACCUAAGUAGUGUGUCUUUUCUGAAUCUGGAGGUUGGAGAUUCCUUCAGUGAGGCCUCUAAGGGGUAUGCACAGUCUGUGGGAACACCUGCAGCAUGUGCAUGGAUUUCUGCAAAGGCAAGUCAAACGGUUGGGACAGUCACAGAAAUGUGUGCAUUAAAUCUGCUGAGUGUGAAUAUAUAGUAACUCUUCUAAGGCAUCUGAACGUCUGAAAACUGGGUGUCAAAAUAUUGAUAUCCUUGAGGAUAUCUGAAGAUAUAGUAGGUUGCAUUCACACAGCCGUAUGCAGUCUGUGUGACUGUUACAUUUCCCGUACUGACUGCGGCUCAUAUGAGCCGAACUUAAUACAUCAUUGUUGCAGCCCAGCCGCGGGUCUAAUGUCCCAUCCUCAAAGCGUUUCUUGAAUAUGGGACACUAGACCCGUCAUUGGGGUUGAACUCACAGUAUCAUAGAUCACUAUCACGCUUUGAGUUCAGCUCACAUGAGCCGCGCUCUGUCUGAAAAAUGUGGCUGUCACAUGGACCGCAUUUCACGGACCACACUUAGCCAAGCGAAAGCAGCCUUCCGUGAAUGAUCCAUUAUUAUUCACGGGAUACAUUUGUGAUUGGUUUAAAAAAAACUGGAAAGCAAUUACUACUAAUGACAACUGCAUAAUUGUAACCAGAACUGUGUAAAAGAAUGAAAUUCUCAUCUAGGCCACGCAUUUCCAAAGGGCAUAAGAGGUACUUUCCAUAAAAUGUCCUCAUACCUGCAAGCGGAGAGUGUUUCAUGGUCCUACGCAGUGUGAAAUGGACAGGGUCCCAGUGUCAUGUGUAUGUGGAUUCGGCAGCUGACAGGGGGAUGGGAUCUGAUUUGUCCUUCCUGGGGGAAGGGGGUGAAGGGCAGGGUAACAGCUGUCGUGGAGAAUUUUGUGUGCAGUUGGGGUCUGCUUGUGCGAUUUGUGCCUAAUGCUUCAUGUCUCUUCUCUAUGUGUAUACUCAUAUGGCUGCCCUCAUCAACUGUAUGAGUGCCAUAGUAUGUCUCUGCUCAGAGAUAUGCGCCCGCAUACUGGGUAGUGUUUGUAUGAGACGAGGAUACCACUUGUGGCUGGCAGCUGUGGUCAGUGUGACCCCCUUCCUUCAGGAACUAAGUAACCCCAGGAGCAUUUUCUCCAACUCCAACAACUUCUUCAAUGUGAAGUUUGUUCAUUGCUCCUGUGGUUGGACCUUUCUGCUCCUUUCUGGAUUUGUUCUUCUGGUGUCUUUAGUGCCCACCGGCCGUCCAUUGCUCUCACUAAAACAUCUUUCAAGGUUAGGAGUAAGUACAGCGGUUUGCCAAGGUAUUCCUUACCUAUUCCGACUCUUGGAGGAUCUAACUGGUUCCUGUCACCAACCUUUGCCACCUGGUACACUGCUUCUAGAUCGUCUGGAAACCAGACAUAGUUGUCAAGCAGAAGGGCACCAAUGGCAUGGUUACCAUGUCUCUCCACAGACCUUCUCAUUGACAUUGUGCAGUCUUUCUAUGGCAGAAGAAUUGGCUGUGUUUGUGCGCUACUUGCGAAGAGGCUAUCCGGCUGGCACUUCUCUGAGAUUAGUCUUUCUGUUGAAUGCCAGUCUUCUGGUGUUGUACAACCUACUUUUGUUUUGCACUGCACUUUAUGCUCCUAGCUAUACCCAGACUGUGGUUGGAGCAGCCAUUGGAACCCUGUGCUGGCACCUUACCUAUCGCGGCUGGUUCCGUACACCCUAUUCACCUGGACCACCUGGUUUUGGUAUGUUUCCCAGAUUGGCCGGAGGAAGAAAUAAACUAGGAUGAAAAAAUGUAACAUUUUCACCUGGAUUGGUAUCCAAGCUGGCUGAUUUCCAGCCAGGAUUUUCUUUUAUAUCAAAUGAAUGACCUUCUACUUAUGUAAGGCAUGUCUGGAGUCUACACGAUGAGAAAGAAAAACUAAUUCAAAAUAAUAAGACUAUUAUUAACCCAACCUGGAGCUCCAAAUGUUAAUAGAAUGACCUUCAGGACAAAAUCAUUACACCACAUCAUCAGGAUAGUUAAGAUAACUGGAAAAAAAUGGGUUUCUCAAUCAACAGAAACACUGAAUAAUAAAUAUGAACUGCAAAAAAAGCUAUGAAAAUAUGUGUAACAUGAAGAUAUUGUUAAUUUAAAGACAUACUUAGUGUGAGUUCUAGAUGUGGACUAUUGUCAGGUGUUCUGUACCACAAAUCUGUAUUUUUACUGUCUAAUACAUGAGGAUGGAUUUUCAAAACUCUGUUCCACAUAUAU
This is a messenger RNA of Bufo bufo (common toad), 2469 nucleotides long. It is a transcript of the gene FITM1, whose product is annotated as fat storage inducing transmembrane protein 1. The transcript is spliced from 3 exons. The record is from RefSeq and is a predicted model, not a curated record. Gene Ontology annotation, cellular component: endoplasmic reticulum membrane. The coding region runs from base 1165 to 2004 and encodes 279 amino acids. Lineage: Eukaryota; Metazoa; Chordata; Amphibia; Anura; Bufonidae. Gene Ontology annotation, biological process: lipid storage; phospholipid biosynthetic process; lipid droplet organization.